UAAAUGAAAAAAGAAAAGAUUUUCCAGGCCUGGGAGUCAUGAAAAAUAUUAUUUAAUAAAACAAGUCCCACUCUCUCUGUCUCUCUCUCUCUCUCUCUCUCUCUCGUGAAAAUGCCGAUGACAUCACUGUUUAAUUGACGUAACAAACCUACUUGCGUCAUAAUCAGAUUUUGGACGACAUUGUUCGUGCACAACCAAAACUUCAGGCUUAAGAUUUGUUUGUUAUCAUGGAAGUAAAAGGAGAAGAGAUAGUACGUAGCAUCCUCAACGAGGUCAUUUACAAGGUUUACAGCUAUUGUACUACUGAGUACAGCCACAGCGUUCCCAAAGAACAGAAAAAUAUGCCCCCUGCUUUACUCGGAGCUUCUGAUGACAAAAUAGAUUUAAUUGCAAAACGGGAUUUCUACGCGGAGCAGCAAAUAACGAUGAAAAAGAUAUAUCGCAGAGUUGCCCGGGAGACUGUGCGAGAUUUAAUUAUUCUUGCAGCAAAACAGGCUGCCGCAAGCCCAGACAAUGGACAGUUGGUGAAAACUUCACAGUUCCGAUUCGCGAAUUAUGACCAACAAAAGAGUGCAUACAUGUAUCAACAACGGAUGGACAAUAAGAAAGUGAAAAUACACAAGAAACUGCAGGUUAAAGUGACGAUUGGAUCAGAAAUUGUCCAAUACACCCUCAGAUCCCCGGUCAGUCGUGCAAAUGUUGCAGAAGGGAACAUGGAGAUAGAGAAAUCUUAUGAAGCCCAGAGGGAAAUAACUCCAAAGGCAUUAUAUAAAGCUGCAGAGAAAACUACGGAUGAUCCUAUGACCCGAACUUCACCUGACUGCAAUAUUCCUGGACCAGUUAUACAUGUAGUCGACAUACAUGAACAUAUACCUGCCAAUGUACAGUCUGAAGCAGAUGCAAGCCACAAAACAGAGGACGAUCCCGAGCCAAAAGGCUGGAGAAAAUUACUGUGUUGUGGCAAUCCACAGAAAAAACAGGCUAAAGAGAAGAGAAAGAAGUUGGGGUUGCUGAACAGACUGCGCCGAUUUUUUGCCCGUCGUUAAAUUGUCUGAAAUUUGGCCCUAAUUGAUUCUUAGCUUAUCAUUUUUGUGUCAGAAGAUAUUUGAAGAUAAUAUUUAAUUAAUUCAAAGAAUAUGUAUAUGAUUUCAUUUGGACGACUCACUUUCU
This is a messenger RNA of Saccostrea cuccullata (small rock oyster), 1170 nucleotides long. RefSeq lists its product as uncharacterized. The transcript is spliced from 10 exons. NCBI's taxonomy places the organism in Eukaryota, Metazoa, Mollusca, Bivalvia, Ostreida, Ostreidae. Bases 228 to 1046 code for a protein of 272 amino acids. The record is from RefSeq and is a predicted model, not a curated record.